CACUUCAGCCACUCCACUGACAUCAUGUCGUCAAGGCUUCACGCCAGUUUCGGCCCAACCCUCAUUUUGUGCCUCUGCCUCAGCGUUGGACAAGCACAGCAGCAGAGCCAGGUCGAAGUUGAAGCACAAGAGGUGGCCCAAGGACAAGCCAGCACACUAAAUCAUGUUCCACUAAGACCAGGUCAACCAAACCCAGUUGCAACAGCUGCAACUGCCGAAACCGAAGCGCCAGAUAUCGAACCAGCUGAAGAGCUUCAAGGUCAAGCUCCAAUCUCCCGGAGCGUAGCAAUGUCCACCUACCCCCCAAAUUAUGAAUACGAAGCCCCUGAGGCCCACGAGGUGACGUCUCCACUACCCACAGCGCCAGCUAAUAUUCCCAAGGCUCGUCCACAGACGGUAUUGCAAAUCUCCCUAAAGAAACCAUCAUAUAUUAAAAAACAGGCACAAGGAGCGCCAGGAACUAUAUCCCGGUCUUUUCAAACUACACCUUCGCCCUCUGGCGGGAAGCGACAUCGACAGCAACAAAUAACACAAGCAACCAAUACAGUGAAGUCACAACUGAUGAAGGGUCUUUUUGAUCAAUUUAGAAAAAUGGCAGAACACUAUCAGUAUGACAUGCAUAGGAUGCGUGCUGCCAUGAUGAAGCCAGGUUCGCCCUCCGUUUCAGCAUCAGCUUCAGGUCGGAAUGGGGUUCCGGCAUAUGCAGCAGGUCAAGGGAACGUACAGAUAUCGACUUCAGGUCACAGUGGGACACCAGUAUAUCAUACAGGCCAAGGGAACAUGCAGACAUCGACUUCAGGUCAGAGUGGGACACCGGUAAAUAAAGCAGGUUUAGGAAGCAGAGAGACAUUGACUUCAGGUUACAGUGGGACACCGGUAUAUGAUGCACUUCUAGGAAGCAGACAGACAUCGACUUCAGGUCACAGUAGGACACCGGUAUAUCAUGCACUUCUAGGAAGCAGACAGACAUCGACUUCAGGUCAGAAUGGAACACUGGUAUAUGAUGCAGGCCAAGGGAACAUGCAGACAUCGACUUCAGGUCAGAAUGGAACACCGGUAUAUGAUGCAGGCCAAGGGAACAUGCAGACAUCGACUUCAGGUCAGAAUGGAACACCGGUAUAUGAUGCAGGCCAAGGGAACAUGCAGACAUCGACUUCAGGUCAGAAUGGAACACCGGUGUAUGAUGCAGGCCAAGGGAACAUGCAGACAUCGACUUCAGGUCAGAAUGGAACACCGGUAUAUGAUGCAGGCCAAGGGAACAUGCAGACAUCGACUUCAGGUCAGAGUGGGACACCGGUAAAUAAAGCAGGUCUAGGAAGCAGACAGACAUUGACUUCAGGUUACAGUGGGACACCGGUAUAUGAUGCAGCUCUAGGAAGCAGACAGACAUCGACUUCAGGUCACAGUAGGACACCGGUAUAUCAUGCAGCUCAAGGGAACAUGCAGACAUCGACUUCAGGUCAGAAUGGAACACCGGUAUAUGAUGCAGGCCAAGGGAACAUGCAGACAUCGACUUCAGGUCAGAAUGGAACACCGGUAUAUGAUGCAGGCCAAAGGAACAUGGAGAUAUCGACUUCAGGUUACAGUGGGACACCGGUAUAUGAUGCAGCUCUAGGAAGCAGACAGACAUCGACUUCGGGUCAGAGUGGAACACCGGUAUCUGAUGCAGGCCAAGGGAACAUGCAGACAUCGACUUCAGGUCAGAGUGGGACACCGGUAUAUGAUGCAGGCCAAGGGAACAUGCAGAUAUCGACUUCAGGUCAGAGUGGGACACCGGUAUAUGAUGCAGGCCAAGGGAACAUGCAGACAUCGACUUCAGGUCAGAGUGGGACACCGGUGUAUGAUGCAGGCCAAGGGAACAUGCAGACAUCGACUUCAGGUCAGAGUGGGACACCGGUGUAUGAUGCAGGCCAAGGGAACAUGCAGACAUCGACUUCAGGUCAGAGUGGGACACCGGUUUAUGAUGCAGGUCAGGGAAGCAAACAGACAUCGACUUCAGAUCAGAUUUGGUUUCCGGUAUAUGUUGCAGGUCGAUGGACGAUACAGAAAUGGACUCCUGGUAAGGAAAACGUACCGUUAUAUGCUACAGGUCAAGGAGACUUACAGAAGUCAACUCCUGGUCAGCCGGGAGUACCGGUACAUGCUGUAGGUCAAACAGAGGUGUCACAUGGAAGCCUAACAGGAACACAGGCACCAGUUACAGCUCCAAGUCAGACAACGCCUGCAGGUCAGGCAGGUGCACACUAUUCAGGUGCAGAUCUUACAGGUGCACAUACACCAGUUAGCGGACAGGCAGGUGCAUACACGACGACAUCAACACCUCUUCCUGUUGGUGUUCAGACAUCACCAGCUGUAGGUCGGGCAGUUGCAGACUAUUCAGCUGUUAAUCCAAAUGGUCAGGCAACUACACAGACAACACCAGCUGCAGAUCUAAGCGGCGCACAGACAUAUGUCAGUGGUCAAGCAGUAACCCAGACAACACCAGCUGCAGAUCAGGCUGGGGCAGCAGUUGUUGACCAGACUCCAGUCCACAUAGAAAAUAUUGUUCCUGUAAAGACAGUAGAGAACUCAGUAAAUGCCAAACUGAACCAUCCACUUGAACCAAGGUUUUCUUCAACCCGCAACAUAGACCCAUCUAUAGGUACUAGCAAUAUGCUGAACCCGUUCAGCCCUGCCGACUUCAGGGCAGUUAUGCAAAGAAUGAUGGUUCACAGUCUACGGAAAUACAUGAGCUCCCAGAGGAAAUUCCCAGCUUAUAAGGGAGGGCAUAUCGUUGCACCUUGAGAGCCCCAAUCACCUCUAGGAAUGUAGAAUACUAGUUUCAAACUCUGGAGGGACGCCCAUUACAUAACGUGACAUCAGGGGCGUGACCAGACGAGAAGACACACAGAAUCCGGAUCCAACAGUUAUGUCAAGAGAAGACCCGUCGCAUAGCUGACUUCUUAAGUUUUGUUUCAACGUCAAGUUUCUAAAAUAAAGAGUUUCUUUCAGUAUGUAAAA
Molecule: messenger RNA, 3000 nt
Organism: Haliotis rufescens (red abalone)
Lineage: Eukaryota; Metazoa; Mollusca; Gastropoda; Lepetellida; Haliotidae
Product: hornerin-like
Exons: 3
Coding region: 25-2784 (919 amino acids)
Source: RefSeq, a predicted model, not a curated record